CCGCCCAGGGGCGGUGCCGCGCCGCGGUCACGUAGCUCAGGUUCCUCUGCCGCUGCCGUGCGUGUGUUGUCCGGUUCUCCUUCUCUCAUCCCCUCGUCUCUCUGCCAACAUGCCGAUGUUCGUCCUGAACACCAACGUGCCCCGCACCUCCGUGCCAGACGGGUUCCUCUCCGAGCUCACCCAGCAGCUAGCGCAGGCCACUGGCAAGCCGGCCCAGUACAUCGCAGUGCACGUGGUUCCGGACCAGCUCAUGACCUUCGCGGGCUCAUCCGAGCCCUGCGCGCUCUGCAGCCUGCACAGCAUCGGCAAGAUAGGCGGCUCGCAGAAUCGCUCCUACAGCAAGCUGCUGUGUGGCCUGCUGGCCGAACGCCUGCGCAUCAGUCCGGACAGGAUCUACAUCAACUAUUAUGACAUGAACGCGGCCAAUGUGGGCUGGAACGGCUCUACCUUCGCUUGAGAAACCCUUCUGCCUGAGUUCAACUGCACCACCCCGUCCAGGGUCCCACAGUAUUUUGUACCCUCUUUCCCCAAGGGACUCCCUCCAAUCAGGACAAAUAAAUGGUUUAGAGACCACG
Molecule: messenger RNA, 575 nt
Organism: Octodon degus (degu)
Lineage: Eukaryota; Metazoa; Chordata; Mammalia; Rodentia; Octodontidae
Gene: Mif
Product: macrophage migration inhibitory factor
Exons: 3
Coding region: 110-457 (115 amino acids)
Molecular function (GO): cytokine activity; phenylpyruvate tautomerase activity
Source: RefSeq, a predicted model, not a curated record